CGAAAACUCUUUCAGGGCAUUUUCAAACUGAUUAUCAAAAAAAGGAAAAAAAAAUAAUCCCAGAAACCCUAGUAAAACCUCUCUCCGGGUAACUGAGCUUCCGCCUUAGCAUCAAUGGCUUCCGAGGAGGUGGAUUUGGGCAAGCUUCCCUUCGAUCUUGAUUUUCAUCCGUCAAAACAUCUGGUCGCCACUGGUCUUAUCAGCGGUGAACUUCUUCUGCAUGGUUACGCCCCUGAUUCUCAAGCUCAAAGGUUGUUUGCAGUUGAAGCACAUACUGAAUCUUGUAGAGCAGUCAGAUUUAUCAACGAUGGACAGGCAAUCGUAACGGGAUCUCCAGAUUGUUCCAUACUUGCUACUGAUGUUGAAACUGGUGCAGAAAUUUCUCGUGUGGAGAAUUCUCACGGUGCCGCUGUUAAUCGCAUUGUCAAUUUAACGGAGUCAACCAUUGCUUCUGGAGAUGAUGAAGGCUGCGUUAAGGUAUGGGAUACCCGGCAACGUUCAUGCUGCCAUACUUUUCAGAUCCACGAGGAAUACAUUUCAGACAUUACAUUCGUUUCUGAUUCCAUGAAAUUACUUGCCACUAGUGGUGAUGGGACUCUCUCCGUUUGCAAUGUACGAAGUGGGAAGGUUCAAACUCGGUCAGAUUUUUCAGAAGAUGAGCUGCUUUCAAUUGUUGUUAUGAAGAAUGGUAGAAAAGUGAUAUGUGGGACACAAGGUGGAAAUCUAUUCUUGUACUCAUGGGGUUUCUUCAAGGAUUGCAGUGACCGGUUCGUUGAUUUGUCCCCAAACUCAGUGGAUGUACUAUUGAAACUUGAUGAAGAUAGAGUACUCACAGGAUGUGAGAAUGGACUUAUAAGUUUGGUGGGCAUACUACCGAACAGAAUAAUCCAGCCAAUUGCCGAGCAUUCAGAAUGUCCCGUUGAGGGUCUUGCUUUCUCAUAUGAUAAGAAGUAUCUUGGGAGCAUAUCACAUGAUCAUACAUUGAAGCUGUGGGAUUUGGAUGAGAUACUACCAAGUUCUGGAGAUGCAUCAACGAGCCAGGCAGCUGAAGCGAAUAGUGAUAGUGAUGGGAUGGACGUUGAUGAUAGUAACCCAAAAUCUUCUAAAGCAACGAAGAGGAAGGCCAAUGGCAAUAAAGGACAAAACCCUAGCAGUUCAAGCAAUUUCUUUGCAGAUUUAUAAGUCUUCAGUACUGAUUUGCCAAAAAGGUAGCAUUUGCAUGAUUAAAGAUUUUUGCAGUCUUCAACAUAUUGAACCAUAUCAGUGCAGAAGAUUUAGGGUUAAUUCUAUUACGGAGUAUUUGUUUGUACACUCCUAAUCUCUCUUGUACUCUUUCCAUACACUAUAUCAUGUGGUCCUGUGUAUAACGAAAAAUAAUUUUUUUAAUGAUGAAUACGGAGUAUCAUUUUUUUCAUGUAUUUUUCUUGUUAGUCUUCAAAAUGUUAAUUUAUCAAGAAAUGAUUGACCUGUCA
Messenger RNA from Cuscuta campestris, 1472 nucleotides. Lineage: Eukaryota; Viridiplantae; Streptophyta; Magnoliopsida; Solanales; Convolvulaceae. The record is from the annotation of a GenBank genome assembly.